Messenger RNA from Etheostoma cragini (Arkansas darter), 5732 nucleotides. RefSeq names its product fer-1-like protein 4. The transcript has 41 exons. The record is from RefSeq and is a predicted model, not a curated record. Lineage: Eukaryota; Metazoa; Chordata; Actinopteri; Perciformes; Percidae. Gene Ontology annotation, cellular component: membrane. Gene Ontology annotation, biological process: plasma membrane organization. The coding region runs from base 277 to 5262 and encodes 1661 amino acids.
UGUGUGUGUAUGUGUGUGUGUUUGUGUGUGUGUGUCUGUGUUUGUGUGCGUGUGUUCUAAGGAGGAAACUAGUUGAGCAGCUCUAUUUGCUUUCUCAAACAGUAGACCUGCCCUAACACACAUGCGCGCAUGCACACACACACACACUCAUUUACCUUACAUCACACUGUUACUAAAAUACACACAGCAGUAAGUUUCCAACUGUUAAAGAGAGAAGACAGAAGAAAGCAGAAGAGGGACAUGAUGUGAGCAGUCAGUCCAGUCAGCAGGAUCAUCAUGUCCAUCAGUGUGAAUCUGAGGAAGAUCUCCAACCUUCCGGGACGAUCUGACAGAAAGGUGGAACUCUGCUUCAGAGGUUUCACCCAUAAAACCAGAGUCCUGCAGUGUGAGAACUUGGCCAUCUUCAAUGAGCAUUUCCGUUGGCCUCACUAUGGUAAAGUAAUCAGAGAUGAAGUUUUAUCGAUCAGUGUUUACAACUGCAGUAAGGUCUUCUCUAACAGACUGCUUGGUAAGCUGGUCAUCAGUCUCCAACAUGUUGUUACCACGGGGAGGCUGUUGCUGCGAGAACCGCUCACUGAUGCCAACUACAGCCCGACUGAUAUCUAUAUCGAGUUGGAUGUUCGGUAUCAUCCAGUUGAGGGAGCAGCAGGAAGCUGGGAAGGACUCGACUUCUUGAAAGUCGAAGACACAGAUGAAUCAGCUCUGGUCAUCAGGAAUGAUGGAUUUACUGACCCUGAAAGUCAGCAGACUAUUGCUCGUCCAGGUCAGUUGGAGAGAGAGGCUCGGCGUCUGGGGCGGAGCUUGGUCCGGACUGGGGAUGAAGAUGAUGAUGAUGAUGAUGAUGAUUUUGAUGAUGACCUGAUGGACUUGGAGGCUUCCAACAUUAUCUCCACUCGUCUUCUGAGUCGUUGCAGGCCGAUGUCAAGAAAUGUUUGUACAGCAAUGCCCAGAGUCCAGAGCUUUCAGGUGAAUGUGAACAUCCUGGAGGCUCAGAAGCUGGUUGGAGUAAACAUCAGCCCUGCAGUUUUCGUCAGAGUGGGAGAUCAGAAAAAACACACUGCGACGCAGAAAUCCACCAACUGCCCCUUCUACAAUGAGAACUUCCAGUUUGAGUUUCAAGAGACUCCACAAAUUCUCUUUGAUAAAGUCAUAGAGAUAAAGGUGUUCCACAGGCGGACUCUGGCCUUCCUGAUGACCCACAUUGGAACCUUUAAGAUUGAUAUCUCCACCGUGUACAACCAGCCAGACCACCGCUUCUACCAGAAGUGGGCUCCUCUCACCGACCCGGCAGACACCAGGUCAGGGGUCAAAGGUUACGUCAAGGCCAGCCUCAGUCUUCUGAUGAAGGGGGACGCCCUGAGCAUGGCCAGUCUGCCCCCACCCUCCUCAUCCGGAGCUAGUGAAGACAUAGAAAAGAACCUGCUGCUUCCUCGUGGUAUGGCUGCUGAACGUCCGUGGGCUCGGUUCCGUGUCCGGAUCUACAGGGCCGAAGGUCUGCCCACCAUGGAUGCAGGGUUGAUGGCCAAGAUGUCAAAGGCCACUGACCGGACGGUCUUUAUUGAUCCCUACGUACAGGUGACCUUCGCUGGACAACAGGGGGAGACGUCGGUCGCCAGUGCCACCAGCUAUCCAGUUUGGAAUGAGGAGAUUUCUUUCAUUGAGCAGUUUCCUCCUCUGGCUCAGCGAAUCAGAGUCCAGGUCCUUGAUGAUGCCAAGAUGGGAGAUAUCGCCCUGGCAACACACUUCCUGGACCUGCAGCAGAUUUCAGACCCCACCAGGAACGGGUUUAACCCCACCUUUGGUCCAUGUUGGGUGAACCUGUAUGGUUCUCCACAGAACUCCACCCUUGGAGACAUCCACCAGGCUUUGAACCAGGGUCUGGGUGAAGGAAUCUUCUAUCGUGGUCGAAUCCUCCUUGCUCUCUGUGUGGAAGUAUACUCCUCGCCUGCUGCCGUCGUCCCGGAUACAGGCCCCUCCCCCCUGGGAAAGGUGAAAGGAGCACUGGGGAAGCUGGGACUAAAGAAGAAGAGGAGCAGCAAAAAAGACAAGAAGAAGGAAGUUUCUGUGGCUACCAGUGGAUUGCUCGAGGAGUCAGGGGAGGCGGGAGUUGAGGUACCAGAGGCCGUUACCGUAGAGAUUGAGGAGAUCCACCCACUCCCUGAGGGCUUCCAGGGACAACGGGAAGACUUUCUGUUGUUUGCAUCUCUGUUUGAGGUCACUAUGAUGGACCCAUCUGUUGGAACCAGACCGGUGACUUUCGAACUCUCCAUAGGAAAUUAUGGGAAGGCAGUGGGGGUUAGGAGAUCCAAGAAGAGCCAGAGCAGAGAGGAGCUGAGGAGCAGCAGGGAGGAUCUAAAUGAAGAGGUGCAGGGUCUGCUGGAGUCAGAGGAGGAGCUGGACCGAGAGGAGGUGCUGAGUCCUGAACCUGAGAUCAGAUCUGUGUCUGCUGCCAUGAGACCCCAGCCCACCGAGUACAACAGGUCUUUCCAGUGUCUUCCUCUUCAGCCUCCCUCCGAAAAACAGAAGCCGUGUCUAUUUGUCUGGAGUCAGUUUGAAGAUCAAAACUUUCGUCUCUAUCAGGCAAACUGGCUCAGCAAAACGGCCGAUAGGCUGGAGAUUGGUCUUGAUGAGGUAGAACAUCUCUUGAGAAGGCCAAGGAGUAAUGCAAAAGAGCGUUUGGAGGAGGUGCUGCUAGAAUUUGUGGCCUUCUGCAAACAGUUUAGUGGUUUUGCAGACAGGAGGUCUCAGUUUCGCCCCAACAACCUUGACAGAUGCAGGAAGGAGUUUAUCAAGAAGAAUUUGGUCUUACUGGCCAGACAGGCAGUGAGGGCCAGGCGGAGGAUCACCAGGCGUACGGUCAAACAGAAGUUAAUGGAUUCCAGGAAACUCCUCCGGAAACUCCGGCUGCUGGCUAAGGAGCCUCAGACUACCAUCCCAGACGCAUUUUUGUGGUUAUUAAGUGGAAGCAAGCGAUUGGCUUACGUCAGGAUCCCUUCCUAUUCCAUCCUCUUCUCAUUGGUGGAGGAACAGAGGGGGCGGGACUGUGGCAGAGUCACCACCCUUUACAUGAAGUCUCCCGGAGGUUCAGCAAGUGAGAUCUUUGCAAAGCUGGAGGUCUACCUGUGGCUCGGUCUGGCCAAGUACAGUAAAGAAGUCAUCACCUGCUUGCCAGAGGAGUUUCUGCCAGUCUACGAGGAAGAGGAGGAGCAGAGGAGGCUGGUCCCUGUCGGGCAGAGAAAACUUCCUGUCAGUCUGUCCUGCCAGGACAGCAGGUACUUCCAGCUACGAUGUCACCUGUACCAGGGGCGUGGCCUGAUGGCUGCAGAUGAUAACGGCCUAUCAGAUCCUUUUGCUAAGGUUGUCUUCUCUACACAGUGCCAAGUCACCAGGGUGUUGCAUGAGACACUCUCUCCAGCCUGGUGUGAGUGUUUGUUGUUUGACAGGGUUCUGCUGGAGGGAACAAGGGAGGAGCUCCAACAAGACCCACCCCUCAUCACCAUUAACAUCUACGACCACAACGCCAUGGGCAGUGUGAAGCCACUGGGUCGGGCGUUUGCAGAGCCAGAGUUUAAAUCUGUGGAACAGUACUACCAGAAGCCCCGCCUCCGUUUCUAUGACAUCAGCAUGGGCAGGGCCCCUGCCGGCGAGCUUCUGGCUGCCUUCGAGCUCAUCGAGCUGGACUACUCUGGGUUUGGAGAGCCCUGUCUCCCAGGCAGUGUGGAGCCUCAGGAGCUGACCUACCUGGAGGAGCAGAGAUUUUACAUCAUCCCUGAGGGAGUCCGACCGGUUCUGAAGACUUUUAGGAUCGAGGUGCUGUUUUGGGGUCUGCGGGAGCUGAAGCGGGUGCAACUAUUUGAGGUGGAGCGCCCCAUGGUGAGGGUGGAGUGUGCAGGACGACAGCUGGAGUCUGAAGAGAUUGAGAGCUACAGCAGUCACUCCAACUUCAAAGAGCUGGUCCGCUAUAUAGACGUGGAGUUGCCAGAAGAGGCCUACCUCCACCCUCCUCUGACGUUGUUUGUAGUGGAGCAUCGGGCAUUUGGUCGGCUCGCUCUAGUCGGGACCCACGUGGUCCAGAGCCUCAUGAACUACACCCCACGCAAGUUAGGGGGGGAGGAAGAGGAGGAAGAGGAUGAGCCAAAACCAAAAUUGAGGCAGAAUUCAAAGAAGAUCAACCCUCUGAUGUCAGUGGAGCGUAUCGGACUCAGCGGCCUUUCAAUUAAACAGUCAAAGAUUCCCUUCAACCCCAUGAACCUGGUUAAUGAUCCUCUGAAGAAACUGACAAAGAAGGGUGAGGGGCUAGAAGAGGAGCCACCAGAAUUGGAGGAGUUGGACUGGUGGUCUAAAUACUACGCUUCACUGGAAGAGAUGGAGAGACAGGCUGCUGAGGAGGAGGAGGAGGCAAUGAAGGAGGAACAAGCAGAGAUGGAUGGAGGGAAUCUGAGCAUGGCGAACAUCGAAGAGGAGGAGGACGAGGAGGAAAUCGUGGUGGUUGACAUUAAGCCUCCGAGACGCAAGAACAUUGCCACACUAAAGCUGUAUAAAGGGGAUCUGGAGUCAGAGUUCAGUCAGUUUCAGGACUGGCUGCACAUCUUCCCACUGUAUAAAGGCAGAGUUGACAUUGAGGAGGAAGAGGAGGAUUGGGACUAUGACCGCAUCGCUGCCAAUGACUUCCUGGGCUCCAUUGAGUUACGGCUCAACGACAUGGUGCGAGCGGCAAAGUCAUCCAGUAAGUGUACGAUUGAUAUGGCGAAGGAUCGGGCCAGCCCUCGAUUUUCCCUUUUUCGCGCCAAGAAGAUGAAGGGCUGGUGGCCGCUGACCCGCCCAAAAACAGCCAAGGAUUUCGAGAGGGAGGAGAAGGAGAGGGAGGAGGCCAAGAAAAAAGGAAAGAAGAAGAAGAAGAAGAAGAAGGACAAGAGGAGCAAUAUGAAACAGGAGGAAAUCCAAUACACCGACAGCAUGGGCAACACUUUCCUGCUAAUGGGGAAGGUGGAGGCGGAGCUGCAGCUGGUGGCGUUAGAGCAGGCGGAGGCCAACCCUGUGGGGCGCGCCCGCAAGGAGCCGGAGCCUUUGGACAAACCAAAUCGUCCCACCACCAGCUUCACCUGGUUUAUCAACCCGUUAAAGUCCUUCAUCUUCAUCAUCUGGAAGAAGUUCAAGAAGUACAUCAUCGCUCUGGUCAUCUUCGCCAUCCUCACGCUCUUCCUCGGCCUCAUCGUCUACACGCUGCCGGGGCAAAUCUCCUCCCUCAUCAUCAAAGGAUAAAGAAUCCUGCUGGGAGUCCUCAUUCUUUCCUCCUAGAAGUCCCAGACUGUCUCAGGUUUCUGAUCCGGAACUGAUCCACUUAAAGACUGACUGAAGUCAUAUUUACUACUUAGAGAGAUCAAUAAAACUCGUGAUUUAAUAAGUUUACACACAUUUCUCUACUUUAGCCAGAAUCCUCAUUUAUGUAUUAACACAUCCUGGGUCAUGGGAGCAAUAAUCUGAAAUUUUGUUUUACUGUCAGAUUUAACGGUCACCAGAGGAAAUUACUGGACACCUAUUACUGCAUAUUUAAGUCCCACAUUUAUAUUAUUGUGUAAAUUAUAGAUUGUUUGGCUCUGAAACUGUCCUGCAGCACUGGACACAUGUGUAGACGAGCACAGAUCUGACAACACCACCAACUCUGUUGUAUAAAAGUCUAAUUUUGUUGAUUUAAAUAUAGCUGUGGAUGCACAUUUUCUAUUUUAAAGGUA